Trichoplusia ni (cabbage looper) is the source of this 5454-nucleotide messenger RNA. RefSeq names its product ral GTPase-activating protein subunit beta. Lineage: Eukaryota; Metazoa; Arthropoda; Insecta; Lepidoptera; Noctuidae. The coding region runs from base 283 to 4725 and encodes 1480 amino acids. The record is from RefSeq and is a predicted model, not a curated record. The transcript has 28 exons. Gene Ontology annotation, molecular function: GTPase activator activity. Gene Ontology annotation, biological process: activation of GTPase activity; regulation of small GTPase mediated signal transduction.
CAGAUGACGUAUGGAAGUUAAGUUAUUCGUUUUUCUGUCUCUGUUCCACUUACUACUAUCGUAUACUUUGCUUUCACAUUAUAUUAAUUGACGUUUUAGUUAGAAAUAACGAAAUAACAUAGUUUGCUGAAAGUAAGGAUAAAUAAAUGAGAUUUUAAUAAUAAUGAACUCGUACGUGGGUUUCGUCUUUUUAUAAAAUUGUGUGCUAGGCUAUAAUGUGUUUGUAAAGUACUACAACAGAAACUAGUGACCCGUUAUAGUAGUUACCGUUAAGUGUUAUUUAUGAAUGUAACCAUCUUCAAUAGAGUCAACAACCAGAGCAAAGACAGUGGCGGCAUGUAUUCAGAAUGGAGUUCAUUGCCGCUGGAGGGCGGGGGGCGCGGCGUGCUGGGCGCGGUCGGCGGCCGCGACGUCGUGCUCGCUGUCGUCAAACAGCUAGCCUCGCACGAGCCCAGCCCGCUUACUACUGAUGCUGAGGUGGAGUGGGUGCUGGAGGUGAUCCGCUUCGGUCUGUCGCUGCCGCUGCAGGAGCACGAGGCCCUGCGCGACUGCGUGCGCGUGUGCUGCGCGUGGCUGGCGCCGCUGCUGCCGCCCGCGCCGCCCGCCAUGCCGCCGCCGCCCGCGCUGCCGCCGCCCGUCGCCGCCGCGCCGCACAAGUACGCGCGCCGGAUACUCAGACACCUGCAGAACCUCUUCGUGCCCAGGCCUAAUGAGAGCGUGGACCUGAUGAGCAAGCAGGCGGUGUUGUGCCACCGCGUGCUGCGGCUGUCGCGCGCGCUGGCGGCGGGCGGCGCGCUGGGCGGGCGCGAGUGGCGCGCGCUGCUGCUGCUGGUGCUGGCGGCCGCGUCCGCGCUGCUGUCGCCGCCCGCGCCGCACCACUCCGCCGCCGACCAGCUCUGCGAGCGGGUGCUCUGCGUGCUCUUCGAGGUCUGGAUACUCGCCUGCCACAGAUGUUUCCCCGCGCCGCCGCUGUGGCGCACGCUGCGCGAGCAGUGCAUCCGCUGGCGCCACCGCGCGCCGCUCACCGAGCAGUGGACGCGCGCCUCGCUCUGCCUCACCGCCAGGCUGCUCAAGCACAUGUACGGGCCGCUCUUCCCCGUUAUGCCAAUCAGCGAGGAAGACGCGAACCUCAUCCCGGCGGACAUGAGCGCGGAGGCGGUCAUGCAGAGCUGGUACCGCAUCCUGCACACCAUCGGGAACCCCGUCGACCUCUGCCGGCCGCACGUCAUCAGUCAGACGCCUGAUUUCUUGCAGUACUCGAUAACACAAGAGGAAGGUUCUCGCGACCCGAGCCAGCAUCCCUGCCUGCAGGCCUUGCCGUCCAUCUUCCACAAGGCCAUGAAGGGCAUCGCCGCACACGUCGACGCCUUCCUCGGGCGCGGCAGCGAGCGCUGGUGGGCGCGGGACGGGGGCGCGGGGGGCGCGGGCGGCGGCGCGGGCGCGGCCGAGGGCGCGGACGACGCCGAGCUCACGCCGCCCGCGCACCGCCGCCUCGCCAAGUCCUUCAGCGUGUCCGCCGCCAGGCCGCGCGACAAGCUGCCUGAACGAAGUACCCCGCGAACCUCGUUGAUCGGUCUGACCAGCAGUCGACCGCCCAGUGUCGUACCCACGACUCCACCCAACUCUAUUUCAUCGCAAGUAGGUGAGUCUGAGAAGCCGCCGUUGACUCCGCUUCGCCCGAAGGUGAACUCUAUCCUACAUUUGUUCGGCGAGUGGCUAUUUGAGGCCGCUCUCAUCGGCACUACGCCCGCCUAUACUAACCAACAACGUGCGGAGGGCACGCCGCCGCCGCCAUCGCUGUCAGAUUCCACGUUCAAACUGAACAUGCUUAGCUAUCAGCCAGGUCGCGCAGAAGCGCUGGGCACGCUGUGCCGCGUGUUGUGCAGCAAGCAGUGCCGCGAGGAGGUGCUGGCGCCCUACCUGGCGCGCUGCUACGCGGCCCUGGCGCGCGGGCUGCGCGACCCCGCCACCGCCGCCGCCGUCGUGCUCAACGCGCCGGACCUCUUCCGAUUGGAUCUAGACGGCGUUUUAGUCUUGGUACCAGACUUCGUGACAGCUUUAGACCAGAUUUUAUCAGAGAGAGAACCAAAACUAGAAUGCGGGUCCAUAGACAAGAGAGAAUUACGAAAAGCGGCCAUUAGUGCUCUACUAUCAUUGGUCGCCUUCCCUUACCAUUAUAAGGGACUGCCAGUUCCUGAGUUCCCUGGGUGCAACGAAUACGCUGGCAUGACGCUCGGUGACUAUACUCGCGGUAAAAUAUCCUUGAUAUGCGUGUCUGCGGUACAAGUGGAGACUACAGACGCUCUGGCCGUGCCGUUACUGAGCGCGUUGUACCUGUGCGUGCGGCAUAACGCGUAUGUAGGCCCGGGGAAGGCCCACAGCGCCCCCCCGGGGUCCACCAUGUCACAUAGCACGGAUUAUAAAGGUGUUGUAGCGCGGUCGGACAGCGGCAGCGCCGAGGGGAGCGCCGAGGGGCACUCGCUCGACGACUUCGCGGCUGACGUUAGGGAGCUAGACCCAUCCUCGCCUGUUUUCGGUGCUGCGCUGGUGGUGCGAGCUACUUACCUCGUGUGUCACCGGCUCAUAUCCUCGUGGAAGGGAGAUUUGCAGGUCUCACUGGCAGCCUUGGAACUGCUGUCAGGACUUGCCAAGCUACAUUCUUCGAAGCCAGAGGCUAUAGAACGCAAGCGCGCGGUGCGUUGGAUCUGCGACUACAUCACAGUGCAGUGCAGCCGGCCCCCGCAGGCGCACUCGCGCGACCUGCACUCGUGCGUGGUGGCCGCCUACUCGUGCCUGGCCGCCUGGCUGUGCCCCGCGCUGCUGGCCGACUCCGACUGCAUCGCCACGCUGUUGGAGGUCGUCGAGCUUGGUAUCUCCGGCAGCAAGAGUCAAGGGAAACCCGGUGAACCACCAAAAAUGAAGGAUGAGAAAGAACUGAAGCCUGUCUCCAUGAGAGUUCGCGAUGCUGCUGAAUCGUUACUAAUGUUGAUUUUGGAACAGGUAUCAAAAAUACUAAAGCUUUUUUCCAUAAAAGGUAACUUUAAAACAGAAAUUGACUUGAUUCUUUUGUCUCAGCAAAUUGGUAACGGUGGUCACGGAUCGUCAUGGUGUCGUUUGGAUGAGCGCUGGCUGGCGGCGCUCGGGCACGGCCAACUUCGGCACUUCGUAGCAGACGGCAAUAUAUUGCUGUCUCUGCUUGAAGAACCGCUUAGCAACAGCCAGGAGCCACAACCUACUCUUAUAGUGAUAAUCCGCUGCGGCUGGGGCCGCUACGCGUGGUCGCUGAGCAGCCGCGGCGCGGCGCGCUCGGCCACGCGCGGCUGCGGCGGCGCCUGCGCGCGCCCCGUGGACAUGCGCGACCCGCGCCCCGCGCAGCCGCCCGUCUGCCGCCCGCUGCCGCCCGCGCCGCCCUGCGCGCUUGAUUCGGCAUUCCCGACUCUGGAAUCUGUAGUGCGUCAACUGAACGACCCCGAAGCUCCAACACUUUUCAAACUAUUGGAACAGCAAGCAGCCAUUGAAAAGCGGGUGCGGGAGAGUGAAGAUAAUGUCGUACCUGAAGAGUACGUUCCUCCAGAGCCAGUCACAGAAUUCCAGACUGCGAGACUUUUCCUCUCACAUUUUGGUUACUUGAACAUAGGAGGCGAUAAAAAGGGCGCGGCGGGUCGCCUGGUGGCGCUGGAGUCGUCCCGCGCGGGGUUCGCGGCGGCGCUGCGGCGCGUGGACGCGUGCGGCGCGCGCGCCCCCACCACCGUGCACGUGUUCUGCGCGCGCGCGGGGCAGCUGCGCGCCAGCGACAUAGUGGCCAACGCGGCCAGUCUCAGCACUGUGCCGCCCGCCUUUGUCAGGAUGCUGCGCGGGCUAGGCACCCCUGUGUCAGUCCGCGGGCAUCCCGGCUGGACGGGUCACGUGGACACGAGCUACGACGCCCGCACGCCGCCGCAGACCACGCAGAGAGAACCCGCGCCUGCUAUGUACGAUGCAAGGGAACAGGUCCUCUAUUGGUCGGACUCUACGAACGAGAUCGCGUUCGUGGUGCCCUCUGGCCGCGAAGUGUCGGAAAGCGAAGACCGGCAGAACGAUAGUAUGAAGUCUGAUGUCGACGGAUCCUGCUUGUCAAACAGCUCUGAGAAGGCAGCGGGGUCGUGUUGGGACGUGUCCAGCGGCAGUUCGGGCGCGGCGUCUUACGAGCGGAGUGUUAGCGAGUCGGAGCGCGCGAGCGGCGACCGAGCCACCGGCAAGCUGAGCGACAAACUGAGGGCGCUGUCUCUCGACCUGGACAAGCAGCCACAGUCGCAACUUACUGGUAGCGGAAGACGUAACAGAGAUUUCACGACGAAAAUUCUUAUCAUUUGGUUGGAGGACUUUGAAGAUCAUCUCAACUUACCAAUUGAUGACUUACUGUCGUACUGCGAGACGGGCUUGCCGUGGCGGCGGCACGAGGUGGUGACGCUGUGCGUGAGCGCGCGACGAUGUGGACUCGUGAGAGUAGCGAGCGCGGCGCCCGGCGGAGUGCUGGCGGCGGGCGCGCUGCUGGCGCCGCGCCUGCUGCCCGACUGUCUGCGCCGCGCCGCGCUCGACGCCGCGCGCCGCACCCGCCUCCACACCGACCUGUAUCAGCCGCCUCACGUCCGCCGGCGCCACCUCAUUCAAGAGUUAGCACAACAAUACAAAAAAGAUUUAACUGAACCAGAACUUUUGGAGUCAUUGUUCAGAGCACCGUCCUAGACAUAACUUUAACUUCUAACAUAUUCCUUAAUAUCACAAUUUCAUCAAACAAGAUAUUUAUAUUCCAGCUUUGCAUCAAAACUUAUUGGCUUUAGAUGUCUGCCCAAUAAUUUAACAUUCUUGGUGGGCAAAAAUUGGGCUACAAAACCCAAGCGUGGGCCAAACCAGUUUUAUAAGCAAACAUUAUACAUGAACAUUGUUUGUUGAAUAUGUAUUUGAGUAACUCAAAAGAAUUACUCAAUGUAAUAUAAUUUUUAACCAAUUAUCUUAAUCUUAUUUCUUAAAAAAAAGUAAAUACAUUUUAGUAUAUGACCGUGCUUCAAUUGUUUUCUUCAGGCAUGGUACGGUCCAACCGAAUAUAUAUUUUAUGCACGCGUAAUAUAAAAUUGUAACGUGCCUACGUAUCUUAUGAUUUUUAUUCGAACACGUCACGUUUUAAAAUAACUGCGUGAGUCUUAUUACACAAAAAUAAAUUAAUUUGUUUUAAAUGAGGCGGCAUGCAAUAGCUCUGCAGUUGUUGAGCUCUCGAAUUAUUCGAUCAAUGUAUUAUUAAUUAUAAUAAACGCUUUUACUGUUAUUUAUUCAUUAAGACUGAUGAAAUGCAUAAACCAAUGAAUUGUACUCAUAAAUUAUGUUAACAUUCCGAUUUCUAAUGCAGUAUUUAUUUGCGUAAUGUACUUAAUUUUAUUGUUAUAUUAUAAUAAAAUGUUAUUUUCUUAUCAAUACUAA